This is a messenger RNA of Patella vulgata (common limpet), 9217 nucleotides long. Its product is annotated as protein Shroom1. The transcript has 11 exons. Gene Ontology annotation, molecular function: actin filament binding. Gene Ontology annotation, cellular component: cortical actin cytoskeleton; adherens junction; apical junction complex. The coding region runs from base 155 to 7285 and encodes 2376 amino acids. Gene Ontology annotation, biological process: actin filament organization. Lineage: Eukaryota; Metazoa; Mollusca; Gastropoda; Patellidae. The record is from RefSeq and is a predicted model, not a curated record.
CUUUACAUAGCUGUCUUCUUCAAACUUGAAGGACACUGCCAAAAGUUUUACAUAGUUUUAAAUGAGAUGUGUUGACUUACAUACAUUAUAUGGAUUAACGGUCUACAUAUUGCUGACAUUACCGUUAUAUGGCCCAUAAAACAGUGUCACCAUUAUGGCCACAGACAGCGAAGGAGGUGCUAAUGCACGUGAGAAAACUUUUGAAGUCGUGCUACGCGGAGGAACACCUUGGGGAUUUGAAGUGAGCGGGGGUUUAGCUGAGGGGCAACCCCUUCUUCAAAUAUCAAAUGUUGUUGAAGAUGGUAAAGCAUGGAAUAGUGGAUUAAUUAAUGGAGAUGUUUUAAUUAGAGUUAAUGAUAUUGCCUGUUUAACAUCUAAAGAAGCUGAACAACUUAUCAGUAGUGCUUUUAGAACUCUGACACUUAAAUUAUGGAGGAGCAGUAAUACUCCAGAUCGGAUUUCCUCCAGAACUACAUCAUAUCGUCAACGUGUUGAAGAUGCCCGAAGCCGUGAUAUAAAGGAGCGUUCGGACGUACAGGAUGAUAGCGUUGUCUACAACCAAUCAAAAAGCAGUCAAGCUCAAGGAAUCAGAAUGAGACCAAGAACAAGACGUGGUGAAAGUUUUAAUGUAAAGAAACCAGUACGUAACCGUGGAGACCAAGAAAAGAGAGAAAACAGACCUGAUUACGAGAACCAAACUUAUGGUCAGACAAAUCGACAAGCAUCAGAAAGAGCUCCACCUCACCAUAAUUUUCGGGAAGGUAAACUUGCGCCAGCAAAAUCUUCCCCCAGUCUGACUCAGUCGACCCCUAAUAAUCCUUCAGGAAGUUAUGGGAAUUCAAUCAGCAGUGCUAAAUCCAGUCCGAAUCUGAACAACGAUGUGAAAACUGAGAAAAGUCUCUCCCAAUCAAGUCCGAAACGCUCUGAAUAUUAUAACAAUAAUUAUGAACGCUAUUCAAUAGACAGUCGGUCAUCUGCUUUAAACACGUCAUGGAAUCUAGGUAGUGGGGACUUCAAGCGAACUUAUCUCAAUCAACCGUCUCAGAAAAAUAUGUACGAGACAACAGACUCAUAUGAUAACGAGGGUAAAAAUUCACAAAGUAAAAACACACGCAGAUCUCUGCCACCGUAUAUGUUACAAAAAUACCAAGCAGACUACGAAAAUAUAUCCGAUUAUGGAACGACACCUCUUCGAAGUGAAAAAAUCUCAGAAAUUGACGAUUUAGAUUCUGAUGGUGACGAUACAUGUACUCAGGGAUUGUCGUCACAGACAAAACAAAGUGAUCCCAUUGCAUCUUCCCAAUCGCCUCCCAUUCCCCCAGUGCGCGAUCCUUCAAGUUUACGAUAUGUUAAAGUGAAUCAGAGUCAUGAAAAAUAUCCUUCAUGGCCAGUAACCAAACCAAAUAGUGGUUCCGAACAGUCACAGCCUAUAAAUACACGUGCUCAAUCGUGGACAGAUCAUACAAACACUAAUAAAGAGUUUCCAGGUAAACAGCGUCUGGCGUAUACUCCAGGACUACGACCUUUACCUGAACGAAACAGUCCAAAUUCAGAGAGAAAAGGGGAAGAUGGUAAAAUUCGUGUGGGAAGUGAUCCUGGUCUUAAAUCCGAGUUUGUUUAUGAUAAAUAUGGAAGGGUACGUCAAAGAAACUUUGAUAAUGUGGACCAAAAUCAGAUAAAAAAGUUUUAUGACUCGAAACCUGGCUAUCCACCACCGAAACUUGAUUCUGAUGGACAUAAUUUAGGUGAUGAAAAUUAUAAUGUUCCAUCUCCUCCGGAAAGAGAUGUGCCUAGUUUAGAGGAAAGAGAAAUUAAUGCUAAAAAUUCGCUCAUGGAGAAACCAAUCGUUCGCCCCACCUCCUUUACGAAUCAGAUAGGAGAGCGUAGUCAAAGUAAACUUAACUAUAGUGUACAAAGUUCAACAAGUCCAAUGCACAGUCCUCUUGAAGCUAAAGGGGGACCACCCUCUUCACGAUCUGUGAGUAACUCUAACUUACGAGAAAAAACAAUGGUUGACUCAUGUACGAGUCCGCAACACAGUCCAAAAGAUCCCAAAAGUCCAGCAAAUACUGGAAGUAGUGCUCGUGAAUAUCAACAAGGACCAUCGUCUCAGAUAAAAUCUAGUUCAAAAGCAUACAUUGUGAAACAGACGCCAUAUUAUAAUACAAGUACUCAGACAGAUCGUUCUCCAACUUCUUAUAACAUGCAAGUGACAAUUCCAAAAUCAGUGAAUUCUGCCAAAACGGCUGCUGUGAAUGAUUUUGGAUCACAGACUUCACCAACAACAAGUGAUGCAAUCGCGUUCGGUGACAAAGUGAUACAGAGACAGGACAAACAAAGCUACAGCCCCAAUGAUAGAAGAUCAAAUUAUGCUGAUAUAAAUUCUGUAGCAUCCAGAAGUGACUCUGAAAAACCAAAAGACAAUGGUUCGCGUAAUUACGCUGAUUAUUCUCCAAUACGUUCUAAUUAUGCCGAUAUUGGAGACUUUAAAAGUAUACAUGAAAAGUAUGCAUCUGACGAGGGUCCAAGUGAACCAAAAGCCCAAGAUCACAUUCCACAUUAUUCGGAAUAUACUGCCAAUCAAGCGCCAAUAUUACGUAAAUUAUCGGAAGAGUUUUACAAAGGAAGAAUGGCAAGCAGCUAUGACAAACGACAUCAUACCCCCCAGGAGUCUUCGAAUCGUGUGGACCCAGUUCAACCUGGGAUGAAAGAAGCUGAAUCCUACAGUAGUGUUGUUAUCCAUUCCUCAGAAAGUGCUGGUCCGUUUGGUAGAGAUGAUUUUGGGUCUCAUUCCAGUCUUUCGGACUCCCGUCAUGAUUUAUCAUCUGUUAUAUCAGAGUCGGCCAGCAACAGGAGUAGCAUUGCCAAAGGUCGUAGAAGUCUGGAUCCUAGUAUGUUAUCUCAACGAUCACGACCAUUACACGAACUGCGGUAUAGCUCUUCAUCAUCUGUCAAUCAUUCAAGAGUAAACAGCUCUCCUAAUACCGAUAAUAAGUCUUCUGGUCCUCGCAGACCACACCGCAGUUCUGAUUCUUCUACUCCAUCCCAACCAAAAAGUUCCCCUGACAGUCGUUCAUCUGGUAGCACGCAUUACAGCAGUAGCGAUACUUCUCGACUUUCUGGAACUGGCGGCCAUGAUAUUCGAUUAGAAUCAAAUGAUUCUGUGUUUAAUGAAUCUAAAUCUCCUUCUGCUACGAACCAAGGAGUGAACAAAGAGGACACCAAGGAUAAGAACGUGGAUGUAAACCUAGGACGCAAACCAUCCAUGAAGAAAGCGUAUGGUAUUUAUGAUGAGACGGAGAGGGUCCUGCGUGGUGCGGCUGCAACUCUUAAAGCUGUUAAUGAAGCACAGAGCUUACGCAAAGCUGGGGAAAAUUAUGUUCCAAUGAGUCGAUUAAGUCGAGGUUCAGCUGAUUCAAAAACUUUGGACCAAAUUCAAGAGGAAAAUGAUGUAUUCCAGGAUAAUGAAGUACAAAGAUCGCGAUCUUCGAGUGGACGUGAAGAUCAAAGAGCAGAAACUUCAGCUGGAACAAAGAGGGAAUUAUUCAGUAAUGAUCACACCUCACAGAGACCUGUUGCUGCUAUGAGACGGUCAGUAUCUGAACAUAUUUCUGUUACAAGCAUUAACCAAAGUCCUGCUAUUUCCAGUCCAGAUCUUUUACAAGCACAGACAGAUUCAGCUUAUACUCGUUUUAAAACAGGCGACAUGAUGAAAAGGAAUUCUGAAUCCGAUCUGAAAAAGAUCCAGCAACAGGCUGUGCUCAACUUCAUGGAGAUUAAAACUGGAAAAAGGAAUAGUUCUUCAGGAAGUCAAGAAGGUAGCCAAGGUAACCGGGGUUCGAGUGGUGAUAUAAAACAACUACCCAUGUCUCCAACGCAGUCUGUACAAGAUCUGAUUUCAAAAACAUCAGAAAAUUUAGCCAAUCGAACGCAAAGAGCGGACAGCUUCCGAAGAUCUGGCUCAUCAUCAUCCUCGCGUAAUUCUCAGGAUUACAUGGAUAUGAAUAAACCCAGACGUGAAACUGAGUGGAGUAGACUACGUUCUCAAGCUUCAAGUUACGGGAAUGAUGCAGAAGGGAAAUCUAAUCGUUCAUCUAUGUGUUCAGAAAACACAUAUGAGGAUAUAAGUGUUUUUUCGCCAUCUCACACUACCCGACAUGAACGACAUAAAGAUGAAAUUGAGAAGAACAUGCCUGAUUUAGUUCAAGACCAGACAAUUCCGAUCUCCAGUGGUAUGGAGACCAAUCUAGUAUCCUCACCCACCUACCAAAACUUAUUUACUGCCAGAAGACGUCCACCUCCACCACCUCCGUUACUAAGUCCUGAUGAAAAGCCGCCAGCUCUUCCUCCUCGUAACUAUCGCAAACAACCCAGACUCAACGUCAACAACAUGCAGGGCACCAAAAAACCUGCAGCAGAAGAUCAAAAUCUACAAGAUGAAAAUGUUGCCAUUGACAACAGCAAGAUUGAUUUUAAAUCGUUGAUGACACAGUGGGAGAGUUCACCAAGAGAAGAUAGCUAUGCAGCUGAUUUACGCAAACAAGCACGACGUUUCUCAGAACAGCAGCAGCCAUUAAAUUCAACAACCAUGGCUAUCAUGCACUCAAAAACAAAAAUCAACUUUUCGCAGUCGUAUAAACGUGAACCAGCUUUAGCUCAUCAAGCUACUCCACCUCAUUCUUCUGACCAAUCUUUCGAAGAUCAGAACAGAGUUGUUUCCCCUAUUUGUGAACAACCAACUGUAAUGGAGGAAGGCAAUAAAGAAAAUAAAGCUCCCUCAACACCCGUUAAACAAGCUUUCGAAGAUGAAGAAAUGAAGACACCUCCACGUGUGGAAAGAAGCAUAUCCGAUUUACCACUGCCAUCGCCACCUGUAAAUUAUGGGGAAUCUCUAGAGGGGAAUAACUCUUACCUUCCUCCCCCACCACAAAAUGUUCUUGUGAUAGAAAAUGCUGAUGAAGCUGACACGUUUGCAGACGAUUCCUAUGGUGCUUAUAAAAACAAGAAAAGUCGAGCCCCUGGAAAUUACCAGAGAUCUGUUUCGGGUUCGGCUGUUGUCCGUAUUGAAAAUCAAGAAUAUCCAGAGGAUGGCCUUGGUUACACGGAGAAGAAAAAGCUGGGACAGAAUUCCUGGAAUAGUGAGUCAUCGCUCAACGGCGCCGUAUCUCAACCGAAGCGUCCCCGUGAUUUUCCCAAUGACCCUCCACGAAAUGUGCCGUCAUUUAAGGUUGAGAGUUCUGUCCGUGAUGUUAUUAAAGGUACAGUUCAGCCAUUGGUGGCACCCGUACAUCGAUUUCCUGGUGCUCUACCGAAUACGAUAUCUACAAAAUCUAGCAAUUACAGUGCUCAAAACACACAUUCUGUGCCAAACUCUAAUACAAGUGCUCAGAGGUUUGAUUCUCUUCCUCAAAAUCCAGAUAAUUCAAAGAGUGGACACGAUAAAGAAGCUGUGAGAAACCGUGUCUAUAACUACGAGAGUCCAACAAAAUCUCAGACUGAUGCUAAUCGUUCCGUAACUGCUUGGCUGACUAAAAACGAAAGCAUUGCCAACUCUCCUGUGAACCUUGGACUACAGCCUCGAAACAUUCACGAGAAUCUCAAUAUUCAGCGCAGUAAGACUUUUAAUCAGCCGCCAAGUCCCGUGAGAAAUAUCCCAAGUCAAGAGGAAAUUAAAAAACGGAGUACGUUUAACUCUCCUACACCGUACGGAGCUCGACCUUAUCAAACGAGUUAUUCCCCUCUUCAUACGGAUAAACUCCCACAAAAACCCACUCAAAGUAUAACACAUAAUCGACCAGAUGAUGGGAACAAAAUCUCUAUGGAAGCGGAAAAUAUUCAACAAGCUAGAGACAACAGAGGGUCUUCUCAAAACAUUGGUAGUACAAAAGUCAGUGAAAAUGUUACAAACAAUAAUAUUAGUAACUAUAGUGAUCGUGUGACCCAAUACAAGGGUGAAGUGUCGAGGAAUUCAGCCACGGAAACCUCACUAAGGUUAACUUCUAGCAUUCCCUCUUCGAGAAGCAGUGGGGAAAUUUCUAGAGAUGGCAGUGGUGAUAAUUUCAGUGUUAAGAGUUCCGUUAAAAGUGAUAUUUCGUCUCAGAACAAAACAAAGGGGGUUAAUACCAGUGAUAUAAACAAAAGUCAACAAGAUGGGAACAGGAGCAUUAACUCUCCGACCCAAUCGAACAGUCAAUCUUUCGUUGUUUCGUCCAAUAGUGCUAUGCGUUCAUCUCCCCAUUCAAACACAAGUCUUUCCUCACCAACCAACAACAAUUCCCCGAAAACUGUGCAAUCAAAUGACUCUUCUUUGAAGAAAACAACUAGUGGUUCUGUGCUUCCUCCAGGGACUAUCUGUCAUGGCCGACAGCGGUCACAGGAAGAACUAGAUUGUGAUAAACAGGCAAAAGAACUUGCUAAAGAGUUAGAAGAGCAAGAUAAAAAGUUAUCCGAUGUCCUGAUUCAGGAUUCGAAUACAAAACGCAUGCAAUAUAUGGAUGGGCUGUUUAUUGAAAAUGUUCAGCCACGAAAAUUAUCAUCUGAUGAGAAUGUACCUAAAAGUACCAAAGAUGAAAGUAGCCCAAACAAAAACCAGACCAAUCUUGAUAAUUCUUCUUCUUUACCAGCUUUGUAUUUCAUAUCUCCACCAAAAGCUGUAAUGGAAAUGCAGAUUCGUAAUGAUGAGGAAAUGACAAAAGACAUGACCAAAGAUAUUAUAAACAGUAGUAGUGGAUUGGUUAAACAAAAGGAAGAACUAAUGGAGAAGUUAUUUAAGAAACUGGAUAUUUUACGGAAAGAAAAAGAGAUGUUAUUACAAGAAAUAACUGAGAAUGAUCAGUUAGGAGAAAAGGUUGUUGAAAUCGUGACUGAACGAUGCCCACAUCAAUCGGAACAAGAAAAGUUUAAGUAUUUUAUUGAAGACCUAGAGAAGAUAGUUCGUUUAUUGCUAAAUUUAUCUGGCCAAUUAGCAAGGGCUGAAAAUGCUGUUCAAAGUCUGGCAUCAUCUACUAAUCCUAAAGUAAAGAAAUUAACGAUAGAUAAGUGUGAAAGACUUCACAACAAACAUGAAGAAGCCAAAUUAUUGAAAGAAGAUAUUGACAAACGUUGUGUUCUUGUGUCUGCCAUGUUAGAAGCUAGAUUAUCCAUUGAGGAAAUGGAAGACUAUAAUUAUUAUAUUAAGAUGAAAUCCAAAUUAACCAUUGAUUGUCAGGAACUUGAGGAUAGAAUUAAACUCGGAGAGGAACAGAUACAAGAACUGAAAAAAAGCAUCCCUGAAUCUAAGUCGUAGAAUGAAUUCAUAUUAUCUCAAAAUAUCAUAAAAAUUAUUAAGAAAAGAAUAUUUACAUUUGCUGUUCAAAUAAAUAUAAAUAUGUAUAUCCUUCUUUGUACACACGCAGAUAUUCAUUAACUGGGGGUUUUGAAGUGCUUUUACAAUUAAUUGGCUGAUUUCCAACUAAAAGCACGCUGAGAUGUUAAAAAUGCUUAAGAAAAAAAAUGUGUAAAAUUAGUCCUUAAAGUAAAAAUUGUCAAUUGCAUGAAAUUAAUGCUAUUGGUUUGAGGUUGACUAAAAUGCUGCAAGAAAUUAUUGCAAUCUUUCUUAUGUGUUAUUACAACUAAAUGUGAUAUGAAAUUAAUGCUCUCAGAGAUCAAUAGCAAUUUUAGCAUUAAUAAAAACAAGCAUUAAUUACUUGCUUUAUAGGACAUAUUUACAAAGUGGAUCAAAUGUUGGUAUUUGUAUCCUGUAUAAAAUUGUUAUAAAUAAUGGUGCUUUAAACCUUAGACUACUCAACUAUGGUAGCAAGUCAGUCUCGUGAAUGUUCUUGUUGUUAUUAAUGGUUGGAUUAUCGUGAAAAUGAGAUGUUUAAUAGUUAUUUAUAUUAUGUAAUAUGUAUUGACCCCCAAUCCAUUCAUUAAUAUUUGACGACAGAUCAUUUUGAUGUGGACCUAGAUAUAUAUGUAUACUAAAUAUCAUGUGAACCAUAAUUUCGUUAUAUAUAGAAUGCAAGUUUGUCUAAUUUAGAAGAUGCAGAACUUAUUUCGUAAGAAUAUUAAUUUUGAAUAUAGAAAGUGUAUUUGAGUAAUUUUCAUAUUUUCGAAAACAUUGUGCUAUUUACAUAUUUCGAUGUACAUUAAUUUCGUUGGUCUCAAUCCACAGAUCAAGAAUUAUAGACUUACAUUAAUUUAUUAAUAAUAAUAUAUCUGGAUAAUAACAUUUAAUACAGUUAUAACGGAAAAAAAACAAGUCAACAAAGUUUGAAUUAAUCUAGAAACAAAAUUAGAAUUAUAAAGUUGGUUGUUGUCGAUGUUCAAAUUAUAUAUUAAUUGUAUAUGAUAUAUAUUUUAUAGUAAUCUGUUCAUAUUAAAAACCUGGUUUGUUCAUCAUUGUAUAUUUAAUAUAUCAACUGUAUAUACUUAUGUAAAUAAUUAACUCCAUUCUUGUUAUAUAAAUAAACAAGUAAAACCUUUAUGUGAUUUUCAAGAUUGAUCGCAAUCCAAACACACGAAACAUCUCGCAUGUUGAGAAUUGUAAAGCUUUGUAUAAGACUGGUCACAAACUGGAUAUUUUCAUGUAGGAAGUCAUCUUCGAUAGCAUCUCUUAAUAAUCAAUUUGAGGAUCAAAUCAUGUGAUCAAGCUCAGUUUUUAUUAAAAGUAGCUAUUGAGGAUGCUGUUUCAUGAGAAAACUGAUGUGUGACCAGUCUAACUUACUAAAUCUGCUGAGAAUCUUUUUUUUUCUUAUUCUAUGAUAGAUAACCAUUUUUGCCAAAUAAUAAAUUUCUAUUUUUGAGAUGACUAUUGCUGAGAAAAAUAUAUAAUGCAAUGCUAUUUACACUACUAGCUAAAAACGGUUGUGAAAGUUCAAACAGAGGGUAAAUAAAUUAAAAAUGGUAAAAAAUGUGUUCUGUCAAUGAUAAUUAAUAGUUGAGAUGUAAAAAUUAAUGUUGAUUGUAAUUUAAUCUAAUUUAUUGUCUCAUAUUAAGAAAAAUUAACUGUUUUUUUUCCCUGUUUCUGAACGACUUACAGUCCUGCUGGUUUGAUUACUGUAUUUAUAAUCCAGUUGAAGUUUGAUCUAUUAUUUAAAUGUAUACAUUAUAUUAUUGUACAUACUCCAUUAUUCAUGUUUUACAUGUAUUUGUUUUUCUUUCUCUCUAUCUAUUCAUCUGUUUUAUCUUCUGUAUUCCAUCCAUCCUAGUUCAUCAAUAAACUCAUAUUUGAUAAUUA